Drepanopeziza brunnea f. sp. 'multigermtubi' MB_m1 is the source of this 2727-nucleotide messenger RNA. RefSeq lists its product as uncharacterized. The record is from RefSeq and is a predicted model, not a curated record. Lineage: Eukaryota; Fungi; Ascomycota; Leotiomycetes; Helotiales; Drepanopezizaceae.
AUGACAACAUUCAUUAGUGCUGCGGACGGCAACGAGAUUUUUCAGGCACUAUACAUCCCCAGACAAAAGGCUACUCCGGCUACGGAUGAUCCCAGUAUGUUGGCAUCUAUCUCGACCUACCCAGCUCUGGGUCAGGUAACGCAAAUCGAGAAGCAUACAACUGUGUUUAUGGCAUUGCUCGAGGUUGACCAGGCUCGAGCUUCGGAUCCGUGGCAGGUCUCGCUCUGGCACUCAGAGGGGAAGGAUUGGCGGGAAGUGCCUAUGGACCCAGUCGUCAAGGAAACUGCACGUCCUACUGAGCUACAAGCUGUCAAAGCAACUAACGGAGUUGGCCUGGCCAAGCUCUACUUUAGUACCCCUCUCGAAAUCCGCCUCCCCACUAGCUUCACUAUCAAAUUUCGCGCUGGCCCGAAUGAGUCGUGGAUAUGGAUCAAGGAUCAUCAGGGCAUGACUGAUGGGGCUGCCAUGAUGAGCACGGUGACCAGUCAGGAAACCAUUUCAAGCGAACUGAGAAAUUACGUCUCGGGACUUAAUCCGAUAUUGAACUCGAAGAAUUACCGAAGUCAGUCACCUGGUACCACGCUAUGGACUGUUGAAGUUCCAGUUGAGGGCGCAACUGGAGAAAAGUCCGCUUUCAAGGACAUCAAGUUUGGCUUGCCCUGGGGAGAAGGCAAAUUUUCAAGAUGGUUCGCUCUCAUACGACUCUGGUCUCCAUGGCUCGUACCCCGACAAGGAAAGGACCAUUUCGAAUUGGACAAGGAAGCAGUUAUGUGCUCAUUUCUCAGCCUAACCGGAAAGCAUUUGGUUUUGCUGGCACUCACGAAUGCUGCGGAUGUCAUGACCAUGUUUACAAGUGAUGGCGAUGGAAACGUUGUCCUGCAUGUCCGAAACGAUAGUGCAGAAACCAAGAAUUCUCAUGUUCUUGUUGCUCUUGGUGACAAUUUUGAAUCUGCUAAUGCAGCCGUUAUGUACCAUGCACGAGGUAUUGUGUCAACCUCGCAAGCCGCGAGUGGAGAGGUGCAGAGGGAGACAGAAGCUUUGAUUUCGAAAGAGGACGACGAAAAGAUUAAGUUCUGGUCCGAGAAUUGGUAUGAUGGCUUGACGUACUGCACUUGGAACGCUCUCGGCCAACGUCUCACUGAAGAAAAGGUCUUGAAGGCCGUCACGACCCUUGCAGAGAACAACAUCAAUGUGACCAACUUUAUCAUUGAUGACAAUUGGCAAUCGAUUGACUACCUUGGACACGGCCAAUUCCAACAUGGUUGGGUAGAGUUUGAAGCAGAGAGAGAAGCGUUUCCUAAUGGUCUGAAGCACAUGGUCAAUCUCAUCCGAGAGAAGCAGCCUAGCAUACAACAUGUUGCUGUUUGGCAUGCCAUCCUGGGGUACUGGGGUGGUAUUUCACCCGAUGGGAAGAUUGCCAAGACAUACAAAACUGUCAAGGUGGUAAGAGAGGACGCGGAAAGAAGAAAUUUGCCUCUAGGCGGAGAGAUGACAGUGGUAGCAAAAGAAGAUGUUGCUAGAUUCUACGAUGACUUUUACAGAUUCCUGUCGUCCUGCGGGGUAGAUGCAGUCAAGACUGAUGCCCAAUUCAUGCUCGACACAUUUGUUUCGGCAAAACAUCGUCAUGAUCUCAUACCAGCUUUUCUGGAUGCUUGGAACAUCUCCACCCUUCGACAUUUCAGCGUGAAGGCCAUUUCCUGCAUGUCUCAAACACCAGCGAUUCUUUUCCACUCUCAAAUGCCAAUGAACAAGCCUCCUAUUCUCGUCCGGAAUUCAGAUGACUUCUUCCCUGAGGUCCCGACUAGUCAUCCAUGGCAUAUUUUUGUCAAUGCUCAUAAUGCUCUUUUCACCCAGCACUUAAACCUGAUCCCUGAUUGGGAUAUGUUCCAGACUGUUCAUGAAUACUCUGGGUUCCAUGCUGCUGCUCGAUGCGUCAGUGGGGGCCCAAUAUACAUCACUGAUAUUCCAGGCCAGCAUGAUCUUGACCUCAUCAACCAGAUGACUGGCCCUACUCCUCGUGGUAAGACCGUCAUCUUCAGACCAAGUGUUAUUGGCAAGACCUUGGAUCAAUACAUCGGCUACGAUGAUGACCACUUACUUCUAGUCGGUACAUACCACGGUGCUGCAGUGACCGGAACUGGCAUAAUCGGCUUCUUCAACGUCUCUCAACGCCCCCUCACCGAACUGAUCCCUCUUUCCAAAUUCCCCGGCGUAGUCGAAGCCCAAUACUACGUCGUGCGCGCGCACUCGAGCGGCCUCGUAUCUAAGCCCAUGCAAGUUGUCGACACCAAUAGUCUGCUAACCCUUUCCCUCGGCGUUCGCGGUUACGAGAUCAUGUCCGCCUACCCUCUCCGCGGCUUCUUCGACGAUAAGAAGAUCGAGACGACGUGGGUUGCUAAUUUAGGCCUGCUGGGUAAGAUGACCGGCGCGGCGGCUGUCGUGGGCAACAAGAUUACAAAGUUGGAGAAUGGACGGAUCACAAUUGACACUAAUCUGAAAGCUUUGGGUGUUCUUGGAAUCUACGUCUCGACGCUGCCUAGCCUAGGCUAUAAAGAUAACAUGAUCAUCACGAUGCAAGGGAAGGUGUUGCCGCUGCACACGGUUACGACCAGCAAGACAGACGAACACGUGCUGGAUAUCGACGUGGAGACAGCGUGGAAGGAAUUGGAGUUGCAGGCUGGCUGGAGCAACGAGGUUGAGGUCAAGAUCUACAUCAAUCCUGCUUAG